ACUGUGGAAGUCCUCAGGAUUUUUUGUGUUUCCUUUCUAGAGUCACUUUGCACAAGGAAUGAUUCCAGGUGCCUGUCAAACUCUUGCCAAAAGAACUCUACAUGCAUUGCUGAUCAUAAAGAUGAUACUUGCCAUUGUGCAGAUGCAUCAGUGGACAGUGUGGAGGAACUCUGCAAUAAAACCUCCGAUCCUUGCUCCUCAAACCCUUGUCUUCAAAACGCUACUUGUUUAAGCUCUGCUGGAAACCUCAGCUUUACUUGUGAGUGCCCUGCUGGGUAUAAUGGACCUACCUGUGAAACAGCCAUCAGCAUGUGUGACACAAACCCUUGUGAGCAUGGAGGCACUUGCCAAAAUGGCCUGGCUGGGCCCACCUGCCUUUGUAAUGCAGGAUACACAGGUACACUCUGCGAAAUGGAUUUUGAUGAAUGCAUUUCCGAACCAUGCCACAAUGGAGCAGUGUGCAGGGAUGGAGUUGAUGAAUAUUCCUGCUACUGCGUCCCAGGCUACCAAGGCAAGCACUGUGACCUGGAGGUGAAUGAAUGUGUGUCAGAUCCGUGCCUGAAUGGGGCAACGUGUCUCAACCAGAUAGGGCAGUACAACUGCAUCUGUCCACUUGGGUACACAGGUACAAACUGUGAGCUGGAAAUUGAUGAGUGCUCAUCACAGCCGUGUCUGAACGGUGCGACCUGCCAGGACUCCCUGGGGAGCUUCUCCUGCUCCUGUGCGCCGGGCUUCCUCGGAGACCUCUGCGAAACCAACAUCGACGAGUGCGUCAGCCAGCCAUGCCUUAACGGGGGACAAUGCACAGACAAUGCCAAUGGGUACAGCUGCAACUGUACCGGUACUGGAUUUAUGGGCCCACACUGUGAGACUCUAACUCCCUUGUGCUGGUCACAGCCAUGUUACAAUAACGGCACUUGUGAGGACAAUGUCGACAAUUACACAUGCCGCUGUUGGCCAGGCUACAUGGGUUCUCGCUGCGAGGAGGACAUCGGGGAGUGCAGCAGCAGCCCCUGCCUCUCUGGGGGUGACUGUGUGGAGCGCUCAUGGGCCGGCCGCUACGGGAGCGUCCCCGGCCUGCCGCCCGCCUUCAGCUAUGACAAAGCCGAGGGCUACAUCUGCAGCUGUAAGCCAGGCUUUACCGGUACUCACUGUGAUGAAGACAUCAACGAAUGUUACAUGAACCCUUGCCAAAAUGGUGGAAUCUGUGAGAAUUUUCCUGGGAAUUACACUUGCCAUUGCCCACCUGCAGACAAAGAAGGGAUUUAUUACGGUGGCUGGAACUGUACAGAAGUUCUCCAUGGCUGUACUGAUCAUCAAUGCCAAAACAAUGGAAUAUGUGUCCCACAUUUAAAAAAUGGCCAACACGGAUUCAGCUGCAUAUGUUCACCUGGGUAUACUGGAAUACACUGUGAAACCGUAACCACGUUUUCUUUUCAAGGAAACAGUUUCCUUUUGUUGAAGAAUCCCCUGACCCCUAAAAAGGAGUUUUUCUAUAAUAUAAACCUGAGGUUUCAGACUGUGCAACCUACAGCUUUUCUGUUUUACCGAGGGGAGAAAAAUACGUUUGCAACACUGGAGUUACUGAAUGGCUACUUACACUUAUCCGUGCAAGUCAAUAACCAGCCACAGGCUCUUUUGCAUAUUUCACAUAAUGUCAGUGACGGAGAAUGGCAUUCAGUGGAGGUAACCUUGGCAAGAGCUGUUACUCUUCAUUUGCUUGACAGCUCUUGUGUAGAAUCGUGUCUCAAUAAAACAUCUGCUAUGAUAGAUAACGAUCACGUGAUGCUUGCAUUUCAGAGCACGUUUUUGGGCGGCUUACCAGUGGGGAACAUUAGUGGCAACUCUCUACUUAACAUCUAUAAUAUACAUUCUGCACCUUCAUUUGUAGGCUGUCUUCAGGACAUUGAAAUAGACUUGAAUGUUAUUACUCCAGAGAAGGUAUCACCUGAAUCAUCUUUAAAUGUCAGGACAGGAUGUACUAAAAAGGACUGGUGUGAAACCCACCCUUGUCAGAACAGGGGACGCUGCACCAACCUGUGGCUGAGCUACCACUGCGACUGCUACCGGCCGUACGCAGGGCCGAGCUGCGCAACAGAGUACAUUCCAGGCCGGUUUGGAUCUGAGGACUCCUCAGGCUAUGCUGCUUUUUCUGUUGAUGCCACUCAGAAUGAAAAUUUGAACGUAUCAAUGUUUGUCCGAACACGCAAACCUUCUGGCUUGUUACUGGCUUUGAGAAAUAGUACUUACCUCUACGUAAGAGUCUACUUGGAAAGUGGGAAACUCGCAAUGUUAGCUCUAAAUUCCAUGAAGUUAUUAGGGAAACACCCCAUGAAUGAUGGAAACUUUUACUUAAUAACAUUAAAAAUAGAACCAAAGAAGAUGGAAUUGUUCCAGUCCUCUCAAUACCUAGGCUUUAUUUCUACUCCAGUACUAACCAUCCAAAGUAAGGAUAUUCUUUACAUUGGAGGCCUACCAGAUAACAAAGCAACUGAUAGAAAUGGCGGGUAUUUCAAAGGCUGCAUCCAAGAUGUAAGAGUGAAUAACCAACCGCUGGAAUUCUUCCCCAUCACCAAUCCACUGAAUUCUCUAUUCAACCGAACUCUGACCAAUGUCACCCAAGGCUGCACUAGUGACAACCUCUGCAAGUCCAACCCCUGCCACAACGGCGGUGUGUGCUAUUCAAUCUGGGAUGACUUCACUUGCGCGUGCCCCCCUAACACAGCGGGAAAGGCAUGUGAGGAAGUUAAGUGGUGUGAGCUUGGGCCCUGUCCUCAUGAAGCACGAUGCCAGUUGGUGCACCAAGGAUUUGAAUGUCUUGCUAAUGCAGUGUUUAGUGGCCGAAGCAGUGCGAUAUUUUACAGAAGCAACGGAAAAAUCAGCAGAGACCUCACCAAUAUCGUAUUUGGCUUUCGAACUAGGGACACGGAUGUGAUACUGCUGUAUGCAGAGAAGGAGCCAGAGUUUGUUACCAUCAGUAUUCACAACUCCAAAUUACUCUUUCAAUUGCAAAGCGGCAACAGCUUCUAUAAGCUGAGCCUUGCUAGUUCACUGCCUGUGAGUGAUGGGAAAUGGCAUCAAGUGAUGGUCUCUAUGGUAGAGCCCCUGUCCCAGUUCUCUAGAUGGUACAUUGAUAUAGAUAACAAGAAAGACACUGCAACUAGCACUAUUGCUGCAGGAAGCCUCAACUUUUUAAGAGGAGAGACAGACAUCUAUGUGGCUGACAAGGCUUUUGACAGUCUGGAUGGCCUGCGAGGAUGCAUGAGCACCAUAGAAAUCAGUGGCAUUUAUCUCUCAUACUUUGAAAAUGCUGACAUCCCUACUAAAAAACCUCAAGAGGAGCAAUUUCUCAAAGUAUCUGCAAACCCUGCUCUUACUGGGUGUUUGCAGGUAGAUGUCUGCAGCUCAGAUCCCUGUAUGCAUGGGGGGAUAUGUGAAGACUCCUAUACUUCCUACCAUUGCGUAUGUCCCAAAGGAUGGACUGGCACCCAUUGCGAAGUCAACAUCAAUGAAUGCUCUUCAAAUCCCUGCGUCCAUGGAAACUGCACUGAUGGGAUCACCUCUUACGAGUGCAGUUGUGAACCUGGUUACACAGGGCUAAAUUGUGAAGAGGACAUAGACAACUGCCGUGGCCACCAGUGUGCAAACGGAGCCACUUGCAUUGAUGGGAUUAACGGAUAUUCUUGCCUGUGUGCUGGUAACUUCACUGGAAAAUUUUGCAGGUACAGAAGAUUACCGUAUACAGUUUGUGGGAAUGAAGAGAGAAACCUCACAUGUUUCAACUAUGGCAACUGCACCGAUCUCAGCGGGGAGUUGACAUGUGUCUGCCUGCCAGGAUUUGCUGGAGAACGGUGA
Messenger RNA from Balearica regulorum gibbericeps (East African grey crowned-crane), 3855 nucleotides. The record is from RefSeq and is a predicted model, not a curated record. Lineage: Eukaryota; Metazoa; Chordata; Aves; Gruiformes; Gruidae.